Nanorana parkeri is the source of this 696-nucleotide messenger RNA. RefSeq names its product SWIM-type zinc finger 7 associated protein 1 (gene SWSAP1). Gene Ontology annotation, molecular function: single-stranded DNA binding. NCBI's taxonomy places the organism in Eukaryota, Metazoa, Chordata, Amphibia, Anura, Dicroglossidae. Gene Ontology annotation, cellular component: Shu complex. Gene Ontology annotation, biological process: double-strand break repair via homologous recombination. The transcript has 2 exons. The coding region runs from base 1 to 696 and encodes 231 amino acids. The record is from RefSeq and is a predicted model, not a curated record.
AUGUCCGCUCUGCUUCUGCGGGUUUUCUCAGAGCUUGGCGGGUCGGCCGCGGUGUCCUCGGAGCCCAUGUGUGUGAAUACGGCAGGCUGUGGCCCCCAGGGGAGUCCGGUGCUGUUGCUGGGUCCCACGGGCUCCCAGAAGAGCGGCCUGUUGUUUGUGGCGGCGGUUCUGGCGGCAGAGGAGGGAGCGGGGCCAGUGAUCUUCCUGUCCCGGGAGCCGGUGCAGGAAAUGCCCAGAGGAGGGAGGGCGGCCCGGGAGCCCCUCAUCCUCAAGAAAAUCCGCUUCAUGUACCCGUCAUCCCUGAAGGAUCUGCUCCAUUUCUUCUCCUCCCUCCAUGUGACGUCUCCAUCCCCAUCGCUGGUCCUGGUUGAUGGUCUAGAGAGAUACCUCCCGUCCGCUGGCAGCCUUACAGAUGGAGCUCAUAUAUCUGCUCUCAUGCUGGACUCCAUAUCCCACCUCCACUGCGGCCUUCUAGUCUCGGCAGUGCCCGGCUCUGAAGGGUCGGAUGCCUUCACGGCUGUAGAGAGAUACUUUCCAAACCAAUGCCGGCUCUGUCCUGUCAUGUCAACGGAGACUGAGGAGAGACAGUAUAAGGUCAGCUUCCUGUCUCCAGACCCGCAGUGGACUCUACAUGUGGAGCAAUAUGGAGGGCUAAGAAUCUCCUUAGAGGACAGAUCACCCAAGACUAAAACUUAG